UGUUUUCUGGGAUUUUCCCUCAAAGUGUAAACACACGCCGACAGAAGAAAAAAAACACUUAGCUCCUUCCGUGUCUGGAAACCAACAAAAAAAACAGUCUUACGUUGGUUAGAACAACACGUGUGGUCGGGUCUUUUCUCUUGGUCUCAGAGAGGUGGUAAAAUGAAGGGGGCUCAGGUGGGGGGGACAGUGGGCGACAGGUUGAAGUGUCCACCGCCGAUGUCCUGGAUGUGUCUCGGCUUGUGCGCACAUACAAACAAGAAAACACGCAAGUCUCUCAGGCGCGUUUUGGCACAGCUAUAACCACGCAAGCACAGGUUUGAGUCGGGUCGGGACUAUGGAUCUACAUCCCCCCGCAAGAAGGACUCCACACACCGCGGUCGUGUUUGUGUUGCCGUCGUUGUUGCUGGCUUCCUGUGUAGGCUGCAAUGUUCCUGCUUAUCAACUCAUCAAUCUCUCUCUGCCGCUCACACACACAUGUACUAAAAAUGUCGCCCGAGAAAGACGCGUUGAGACACUCCGAGGGGUUUAGCACCCAAUCCAACCCAAACAGCACUCGGAGGUGAACUCAUGGCGACGGCCCUGGAAGCACUCCUCGUCGAAGACAAUGAUCUGACGGGGACAAAUCAGGAGAUGUUAAGGCAGCUGAUAUAUGAUGAAUGAACUCACCUUCCAGUGGCCGGAGAACUUGGUGCAAUGGCAGGCCAGUGGGGCCGGUGGCGUUUCUAGGCUUUGGGAUGACCCGGUGGCUUUGGCACAGGCCAACUGUGAUGACGAGAGGCUUUCUUUUGUGCUAUGAGCCUCUACGUUUGGCCUUUGCCAGAGUAUAAAAGCUUGGGUCGAGCGCUGAAGGGACCAGCACGAGCCAGCCUCCCUAACACGGCACUGCAAGCUAUACUAACGCAGACUCUCCUGAAGCCCCUCACCAUGUCUCAGACUGCCAAGUCCGCCUCCAGCCAGGGCACAGAUGCCAAGGACAAGGGAGCCCCCGCUCCAGCUGCUUCCAGCAAGGCCACCAAGACCGGAGAGCCUGGCAUGGGAUCUUUCAGAGUCAUGCUGUUCGACCAGGAGAACUUCCAGGGCAGGAUGAUCGAGGUCCAGAAUGAGUGCAUGAACGUGUGUGACCGUGGCUUGGAUAGAGUGCGUAGUAUCAUUGUGGAGUGCGGCCCCUUUGUUGCCUUUGAGCAGACUAACUUCCGUGGGGAGAUGUUCAUCCUGGAGAAGGGAGAGUAUCCUCGCUGGGAUACCUGGAGCAACUCCUACCGCAGUGACUGCCUCAUGUCCCUCAGGCCCAUCCGCAUGGACAGCUUGGAGCACAAGAUCUGCCUGUAUGAGCUCUCCGACUUCAAGGGCAACAAGAUGGAGAUCCAGGAGGAUGAUGUGCCCACCCUCUGGGCGCAUGGCUUCUGCGACAGAGUGGGCAGCGUGAGGGUGCCCGGAGGAGCGUGGGUGGGCUACCAGUACCCUGGAUACAGAGGCUACCAGUACCUGUUUGAGUGUGGUGACUACAGACACUACAACGACUUCUGCGCCUUCCAGCCCCAGAUCCAGUCCAUGCGUCGUAUCAGGGACAUGCAGUUCCACCAGAGAGGAUGCUUCACCUUCACCUCUGCCAGCAAGUGAAUGACACCUGCUGGCUGCCGGGUGCUGUUGUAGCCAUUACAGCCCUCUCGCUUAUAUCUCCAAACACCGGCUUUCUCCAAUCCUUUCCUGAAUCUCCACCAUCAACGCUCCAUCCCAAAGGAAAGACAGAAUGAGAGCGAAUACACUGGACAACCUUAACUGACUUUUUAUGGUGCUAAAAAAUAA
Pleuronectes platessa (European plaice) is the source of this 1809-nucleotide messenger RNA. RefSeq names its product crystallin, beta B1 (gene crybb1). The coding region runs from base 796 to 1623 and encodes 275 amino acids. Gene Ontology annotation, biological process: visual perception; lens development in camera-type eye. Lineage: Eukaryota; Metazoa; Chordata; Actinopteri; Pleuronectiformes; Pleuronectidae. The transcript is spliced from 9 exons. The record is from RefSeq and is a predicted model, not a curated record. Gene Ontology annotation, molecular function: structural constituent of eye lens.